AUGGGCAAAGGAAAGAAGCACUUCGUCGAGGAGUACGAACCACAAACCACCGAAUUCAACUACUACUUUAAUUUGCAACGGACUACGUUCGCUCCACACGACGCUGUAGAUGCGCUUUAUUUUUCUACAGUAUUCGCGAAUAUUGGCGUGCACUGCUACGAGCUUCAUCGGUUAUGGACGAGUCCGUAUAAGGAGGAUAACCGGGCGAAAUUUAUUAUAUCCUACAUGCACGUUACGACGAUAUUACUUUGUCUUACGGUAUUUUUGACGUUCGAGCGCACCCACACGCCAUAUGAUAUUGAAGUCGGCUACGUAUCGGCCUGGUUAUGGGGUGGAUUAAUCUUGCAAACGACCAGCCCUUGCUAUAUCGUCGGCUAUUUCUUGAAUUGCUUCGUUUUUGAUAGCCAUAUGCUGAUGGUGGUCUUUAUAAACUUAAUGUCGCUUUUUGCAAAGGCAAAGAAGGCUGGAGAAUAUAAUACAGGAAACUACGAAAAGCUGUGCACGCUAAUACCAAUCUACUCCAAUUUGGUUUUAUUCUCUGUAAAUCGAUUCGGAGAUGAGGAAACGGAA
Mesorhabditis spiculigera is the source of this 570-nucleotide messenger RNA. The record is from the annotation of a GenBank genome assembly. Lineage: Eukaryota; Metazoa; Nematoda; Chromadorea; Rhabditida; Rhabditidae.